AGAAAGUAAUAAGUAACUAAAUACUUUUUGGAGAGAGUAAUUUGUACUGUAAUCUAAUUACACUAUUGAAUAUGUAAUUAGUAACUAGUAAUUAAUUACUUUUUCAGAGUAAUUUACCCAACACUGGUUAUAAUCCCACUAUUUCAGCACAGUUGAAUUGCCCAAUAGGACAUUUCCCACGCCUUAUGCAGGGGGAAGCAGUCAAGAAUAUGAAUAGAAGAAAGGAGGUCCGAGGUUUCACUGGUUCGUCGGGUAGGCAUCCUCUGUGUUUGGGGGAUAAUUGAUUAUAGAAAUACAUAGCAUGCUUACCUUUCCUUGCCAUUAUCAGAGAGACAUCUCAUGAGUUGUGUGUCCCAAUUUCAUCACAUUAUCCUGAGUGAAAGAUCCCUUGUGGUGAGGCGCUGCUGAUAAUGCCCUUUGUAUGGUUCCCAUCAAUUCGGCACAUCGUCAGUUGUGCACCUUAGCCUAGCAGUGGAGUGUUUUACUUUAAACUUUCCCCUUUUCACAACCUCUUAUGAGGCGUGCAUUGUAUAUGUUAUCAGAAAUGCGAGUCAUUUAUGGGAUUUGCUAACAAUGAUGUUAAAUGUAAUGUAGUGAAACAAAGGUCAGGUUUAACCCAAAAAAACAAACGUUUUUUAACGACACGUUGACAUUUUUAUGGGGUUGUUACUGUAAAGGGUUGGAAAACCAACAAUAGAGUGCAGAAUAGCAUCCUGUUAUUUAGGCCUAAACUUCUAAGAGUCAUCCAUUGUCUUUCUUUCCUCACACUUUCUCUGUAGCGGCAUUAUAUGAAUAAAAUAUUAAUCAGCUGUCUUGUUUUUAUCAGUUAUUAAUGAGUAUUAAUAAUCCUGUGGGCUAUGUUCAUCUACAGUAUGUACAUUGGUUUCUCUGGUUCACAUCAGUUUAGGGUUAACACCCCGUGAUUACUGUUGGGAAACACUUGGCUGGUAUGUUGGCUGUUUGUUAAGGAAAACGGGGGAUGGAACAUGAUGAUGUACACAGAGUCGGAAAGUGAAAGUAAAGAGAAGAGAUGACGAGCUACGCUUAAACACUUCUCAUCAUGAUCAUUUUCUGUAUCGUUGUCCUUGUCCUUCCAGCGAGCGAGUCCAUGCCGUUGGCCGGUUGGGUGCAGUCACCUGGACAUCCGCGUGGGUAUGACCCUGAUUCCAGCCUUAACUGGACAGAAUGUGCCCCUGCUGGGCUCAAAACCACACUCACUCUAACGCACUUAGACCUGGAAGAAGCCUAUGAUUGUGAGAAUGAUUUCUUGAAGAUAUAUGCAGAUGGAGAGGUCUUGUUCAAACUGUGUGGACGCAAAUCAACGAAGGAGCUGCAGACAUCCAUAAACCCCUUCCUCCACUCGUCCUCUGGAGGCUGUCUGUUUCUUUCAUUUUUAGCAGACUACUCGAAUCCCGUGAGACACACUGGCUUCAGGGGCUUUUACACCAUACAGGACGUUGAUGAAUGUAAGGACCCUGAAAAUGAGUGCACUCAACGCUGCAAUAACUACAUUGGGGGUUAUCGCUGUUUCUGCAGACCUGGGUAUUUUCUCGACCCCGAUCAACACACAUGCAGAGUUAAUUGUAAUGAAGAUCACACAGACUCUCAAGAGGGUGUGCUGAUGUCACCUGACUGGCCUGGGUCAUCCCCAGAAAACCUUGUCUGUUCUUACACACUGUCUGCAAAAGAGGGUCUGCAGUAUGAAAUAACAUUUACAGGACAGUUUGAUGUGGAGAUGGCAGCCAACGGACAGUGCAAGGACUCAUUAACUAUAAAAACUCUUUCUGGUGAUGAGACGUACUGUGGGAACAAGCGCCCUCCUUCCCCAUUCAUUUCCAGGUCUCAACAUGUUGAGAUUACCUUUAGGACAGAUGACGAAGGAACAAACAACGGGUUUAGACUGAGAUACAAAACCAUAGAGAUGACGUGUCCUGGAACUGUGACAGAAAAUUCUCGUCUGAUCCCAAAUAAGUCUGAAUAUAAUCAGGGCAGUGAGAUUGCAGUUCAGUGUGAUGAGGGUCAUAUACUUAAUUCUCUUGAUGAGGUGAAACGUGAGUACAGAUCCACAUGCAAAACCAAUGGACAGUGGAGUCUGGUUAUCAAAUGUGAACCUGUAGAUUGUGGCAACCCAAAUCUUCCAGAUGUGACAGAACUAACAGUAGAAGAUCCUCUCACAACUUACCAGAAACAAAUCACUCUCAAGUGUACAUCUGAAUAUUACCAGAUGACUGGAAAGGGUAUUUUCACCUGUGAUGCCAGUGGUAACUGGGUAUCUGAGAGUGGUCAAAAACUUUCUGAAGAUUUGCGUAGGCCUAUGUGUGAACCAGUGUGUGGAAUGAAUACAGAGAUCACUGUUGGUGGAAGAGUCUUUGGUGGGAAGCCAGCCACACGUGGACAGAUUCCCUGGCAGCUCUUACACAGAUCAAAUCCUAGAGGUGGUGCAGUUCUGAUCAGUGAUUAUUGGGCGCUCACAGCAGCUCAUGUAGUAGAUGGAUUUGAAGAUACCACCAUGAUUUGGUUAGGGGGAAUGGUCGAUGCUCAAGACCAAAACACAGUCACCAUGGAGACAAAAAAGAUAAUAAUUCAUCCAGAUUUUAUAAAAGUGGGCAAAAAUUUGGAACCAGACAGCUUUGAUAAUGACAUUGCACUGAUCAAAAUGUCUGCCAGGGUGCCACUUGGUCCAAACCUCAGACCGGUGUGUCUACCAAAUGAAACUAUAGUGGAGGGAUUACAGGGCACAGUCUCAGGGUUUGGAGCAUGGGAGAAAAACACGAGGAGUAAACGUUUGCUUUACGGGGAUGUUAAAAUACAUCCGCUGCAUACAUGUGAUUCAUUGGGUAAGACUGUAACUGAUAACAUGAUCUGUGCUGGAGAUGAUACUGGUGUUGAUAGUUGUAAAGGUGACAGCGGUGGUCCAUUUUUUUACCCCAGACUCAAGCAGAAUUCUGCUGAUAAGCCCUAUAGGCUUCUUGGUCUUGUAUCGUGGGGUCCUUCUGAAUGUGGAAAUAAAAGGUUUAAAGGUUUCUACACUAAAGUGCAUAACUACAUCGACUGGAUCAAAGAAACCAUUGCACAAAACUAACAUCAGCACAUUGAAACGUCAUUUUGUUUCACCUGUCAAUCAUUGUUGUUGUAAACAUCCGUCAAAUCAACAUGUAUAUGGCUCUGCUAUUUUGAGAAACACGGUUUCACUACACGGGCACUUGUAUUUUGCUACAAACAUAUUUGUAACUGUGUUUCAUCAUCUAUUGUUCAAUAAAACACUUUUUUAUGUGUAAA
Messenger RNA from Triplophysa rosa, 3279 nucleotides. RefSeq names its product complement C1s subcomponent-like. The transcript is spliced from 11 exons. Bases 1061 to 3082 code for a protein of 673 amino acids. NCBI's taxonomy places the organism in Eukaryota, Metazoa, Chordata, Actinopteri, Cypriniformes, Nemacheilidae. Gene Ontology annotation, biological process: complement activation; proteolysis. The record is from RefSeq and is a predicted model, not a curated record. Gene Ontology annotation, molecular function: serine-type endopeptidase activity; calcium ion binding. Gene Ontology annotation, cellular component: extracellular region.